Messenger RNA from Lytechinus variegatus (green sea urchin), 1940 nucleotides. RefSeq names its product ribonuclease P protein subunit p38-like. The coding region runs from base 52 to 1191 and encodes 379 amino acids. Lineage: Eukaryota; Metazoa; Echinodermata; Echinoidea; Temnopleuroida; Toxopneustidae. The transcript is spliced from 6 exons. Gene Ontology annotation, biological process: tRNA 5'-leader removal. Gene Ontology annotation, cellular component: fibrillar center; ribonuclease MRP complex; nucleolar ribonuclease P complex. Gene Ontology annotation, molecular function: ribonuclease P activity; ribonuclease P RNA binding. The record is from RefSeq and is a predicted model, not a curated record.
GAACGCCGACUGUGUUAAUCGAGGUUGUUGCUUGAAUGAACAAUAUCAAAUAUGUCAACUAACAUUGCUCCAACGAUUGGAAAGGGGGCAAAAACAGUCAGAAAAUCCAAAGCAAAGUGUAAAGAUUCAAAGGUUGUAACAAGGAGUGCUCUCACGUCACCAUAUGCAAUAGAAUGGCCACCUCUCCCGAGUGGAGUAACUCCAGAUAUUUUAUCAGAAAUUCAAAGAACAUUCCAGCCUUUGCAAUGCCUACUUGGAAAACGAAAAUGCAAGAAUCGGAAACAGACCAAGAAACGGGAGGCAGAAACGGAAAAUAAUCCAGAAAGAAGGAAAGAAGAACAAAGAAGAUCAGCACUGAGGUCACAACUUGCGCUUGGGGUCAACGAAGUCACCAGAUCGUUGGAGAAAGAUCAGCUCCAGCUUGUCAUGGUCUGUCGGUCAGCUAAGCCUGACCUUAUGACCUCUCAUCUCCCGACCCUCAGUGCAACUCGAGGAUGUCCUGCCAUAGCAGUGUUUCAUCUCAGUAAUACCUUAUCUCCUCUCUUGAACAUGAAGACCGUCCUUGCUAUAGGUUUCAGAAAACCUUCUAAUGAUGGAGCAAACCAAGACUUUGCGGGUCUUGUGUCUUACGUCAGUGGAAAGUGUCCUGACAUCAGCAUUCCCUGGAUGGACAUGAAGAACCUUCCUCUGGAGGAACUAGCAGCAGAACUCUCCAAAGAUAUCUUCAGCCAUCAGAAGACUUCCACCAUUGACCCAGUUGCAUCGACUGGGGAGUCCAACACAGUUCGCAAAGACUUCCAGAUGGAAACACAAGUACAGGAAGGUACCGAAAGGACAGUUGGCACUGGGCUCGUUCAAAAAGGUGAAAGCAAUAUGGACAACCAAGCAGGAAUGACCAAAGAUACAAUUGGAAGUAUCGUGAAAGAAAGAGACUUGCUUGGAAAUCAAGUGGCUGAGAACCCCUGCCAAAGUGAGAACACUGCUGUUGAUCCAUUUACACUACAAGCUCAAGGAAUAAAGAAAAGGAAGCUGUCGGAAAUAGCCACCUCGCCCGGAAGCAAUGAUUCCAAGAGCAAGCGGAACAAGACGACAAAGAUGCCAUACAAGCCUGCAAAUGUUAAGCAUGUCAAGGUUACUAGUAAAGCAUCAAAAGGGAAGAAAGGCAAAGGGAAAAGAGGUAAAAAGAAGUGAAUUAUGUUAAGAACAGCAAAAUUGUGAGUUCUUAUCCUUCUCUUUUUAUUUUAUGGACAGUGAGGUUUUAGACAAUGAUCACAAUCGUUGAUUAAGUGCCAAACAUUUAAUGAAGGAAUAUCAUGAUUUGCAAAGUCUGCAAAUGUUAAGCAUGUCAAGGUUAUCAGUAAAGCAUCAAAAAGGAAGAAAGGCAAAGGGAAAUGAGGUAAAAAGAAGUGAAUGAUGUAAAGAACAGCAAAGUUGUGAGUUCUUAUCCUUUUCUUUUUAUUUUAUGAACAGUAAGGUAUUAGACUAUGAUCACAAUUGUUGAUGAAGUGCCGCAUAUUUAAUGAAGGAAUGUCAUGAUUUGACUCAAUGCUGCAGAAGGGGCAAUGUUUUACAUUUAUAGGUCAACACACUGCAAACCAUCAAAAGCUGGUGCUAUAACACUACACAUACAAGAGCAGUAAAUACAUAUCAUGCCGCAUGACAUUUGCUCUGGGGACAAUUUCUCUGCUGUGAAUUCCGGAACGGAAUGAAUAACUUCAAGCCAGGAUUUAAUACUAUACCCUACGCUAUCCCCAAACCUAACUUCAACCCUAACCCGUACCCUAUAUCUCAGAUGAAAUUAAGCCUGGAGCAAUUGUCACCUGUGGAGCAAAUGUUUUGUCACCAUUUUGUCAAUUCAGUGUCUUUUGGGGUUUUAUUCAACAGAGUGUAUACAUGUACUACAUGUAAUACUUUUUGUUGAAAAUCGUUUUACCAUUCCC